This is a messenger RNA of Ceratitis capitata (Mediterranean fruit fly), 1092 nucleotides long. RefSeq lists its product as hypothetical. The record is from RefSeq and is a predicted model, not a curated record. Lineage: Eukaryota; Metazoa; Arthropoda; Insecta; Diptera; Tephritidae. Bases 155 to 721 code for a protein of 188 amino acids. The transcript has 3 exons.
AUUUUCUACAUAACACGAAACUGUUGACGGCAUAGUGUCCGUGUAGAAUAACUUUCAGUUCGACUGACACGAGUAAUAGAUUGUGGUUAAAAAUAACAGUUCACUUUUGCUUGGAUAAUACAAUAAUAACAAUAAAAUUUUUGAAAGCAUCAAAAUGCUUGACGAUUUCGAAAACACUACGCCGACUAAUGAUUAUACUAAUAACCGAACGAUCAGUGUUGCCACAACAACCGCAACACAAACGCAUUCCGAUUUUCAUUGUUGUAACUGGUUUGGACUAUAUCAUUACUUGGUGGUGCUUUUCAUAUUUUUCGUUGGCUUAUGCAUACUCUUCGUAAAGAUGAUAAUGAAAGCUCGACGAAAGCACUACCGACGCUUACAGCCAGCUCGUCUCCGCGCUCAAGGAAGUGGAAAUGUGUGUACACCACCAAAUAACUCAGAGUGCCCGAAUGCAGCGAUGCCAAGAUGUGACAAUCCGCCCACAUACGAGUCUGCCAUGGCCAAUUACAUCGAUGCCAAGCAGCAGCUGCGUGCGAUGGAGGAGGGUGCUGUGGCCGGCGCUAUGGCAAUGACUGCGUCAACAACAACAAUCGAAACAUGUGUCACUGAUGUUGAGUCAAGUCGCACCGAUUUAAGGGCACCAAAUGUAGUAGAAAUAGCACCCACAGGCAGCAUUAGCGUCAAUUUAACCAGCGAAGAAACAAAGCCGCCGCUGCAGUGAUAGGAAAGUGUGAAUUAUCUAUGGAACCAUUGGUGCACGUACUUGUGGUCUAAAUUUUUACAUCUACUUGAGCAUAUGUAUGGCACCAAUGAACCAACCAAAAAGCAAUAACCACCUCUUCCUACUUUAAUUAAUGCUAUAUACUAUACACUGUAUCAAAAAAAUAUAUAAACAAAUGCUAUACUGCUUAAAUGUUUGUCAAAAAAAAAAGUAAAAUUUUUUUCUGUGUAUUUUAUGUAAAAAAACAUUGAAAAUAUUCAACGUAAAAACAACUAACGAUACACUAAAACCUAUAAUUGAAUUGUCAAUUAUUGAAUUAUGCCAAAACCUAAAAUAAAUAAAUUAAACAAGAAUGCUAAACAAAAGAAAAA